Acanthosepion pharaonis is the source of this 1212-nucleotide messenger RNA. The record is from the annotation of a GenBank genome assembly. Lineage: Eukaryota; Metazoa; Mollusca; Cephalopoda; Sepiida; Sepiidae.
AUGCGGACAUACAUAAACAAUUACAUUUUAAAAACAGAAACAUUUUCACUUUUUCCUAUUCCUAUCAAUUUAUCAAUUUAUCUAUCCCUGUUCCUAUCAAUCAAUCUAUUUCGCUUUCUCUCUAUUUUCCUUCCUUCCUAUCUAUCUAUUUUCCUUCCUAUCUAUUUUCCUUCCUUCCUAUCUAUCUAUCUAUUUUCCUUCCUUCCUUCCUAUCUAUUUUCCUUCCUAUUUUCCUUCCUUCCUUCCUUCCUUCCUAUCUAUCUAUCUAUUUUCCUUCCUUCCUAUCUAUCUAUUUUCCUUCCUUCCUUCCUAUCUAUUUUCCUUCCUAUUUUCCUUCCUUCCUUCCUUCCUUCCUAUCUAUCUAUCUAUUUUCCUUCCUUCCUAUCUAUUUUCCUUCCUUCCUUCCUAUCUAUCUAUUUUCCUUCCUAUCUAUCUAUUUUCCUUCCUUCCUUCCUAUCUAUCUUUUUCCUUCCUUCCUUCCUAUCUAUCUAUCUAUCUAUCUAUCAAUCACAACUAUUAAACUGCUCUGUGAUAUCUGUCCUCUUGUAUGACUGCGCCAUAUUACGACCUAUCUAUCUAUCUAUCUAUCUAUCUAUCUAUCUAUCUAUCUCAGUCUAUUUCAUCUAUCUAUCUAUCUAUCUUCAUCUAUUCCUAUCUAUCUAUCAAAUUUUCCUGAUGGGUUUCCUCUUUAAAAAAAAUAUUUGUUUGAAACAUUUUCACUUUUCCUAUUCCUAUCAAUUUAUCAAUUUAUCUAUCCCUGUUCCUAUCAAUCAAUCUAUUUCGCUUUCUCUCUCUAUUUUCCUUCCUUCCUAUCUAUCUAUUUUCCUUCCUAUCUAUUUUCCCUUCCUUCCUAUCUAUCUAUCUAUUUUCCUUCCUUCCUUCUCUAUUUUUCCUUCCUAUUUUCCUUCCUUCCUUCCUUCCUUCCUUCCUAUCUAUCUAUCUAUUUUCCUUCCUUCCUAUCUAUCUAUUUUCCUUCCUUCCUUCCUAUCUAUUUUCCUUCCUAUUUUCCUUCCUUCCUUCCUUCCUUCCUAUCUAUCUAUCUAUUUUCCUUCCUUCCUAUCUAUUUUCCUUCCUUCCUUCCUAUCUAUCUAUUUUCCUUCCUAUCUAUCUAUUUUCCUUCCUUCCUUCCUAUCUAUCUAUUUUCCUUCCUUCCUUCCUAUCUAUCUAUCUAUCUAUCUAUCAAUCACAGUUCGUCCAUUAUUGUUGUGGUAA